This is a messenger RNA of Malassezia vespertilionis, 654 nucleotides long. RefSeq lists its product as uncharacterized. Gene Ontology annotation, biological process: positive regulation of DNA-templated transcription, elongation; positive regulation of transcription by RNA polymerase I. Gene Ontology annotation, cellular component: CTDK-1 complex. NCBI's taxonomy places the organism in Eukaryota, Fungi, Basidiomycota, Malasseziomycetes, Malasseziales, Malasseziaceae. Bases 1 to 654 code for a protein of 217 amino acids. The record is from RefSeq and is a predicted model, not a curated record. The transcript has 4 exons.
AUGGACCCGUUCCAAAUACGAAUGGAGUUCCUGGCGCUCGUCAAGACGUUGAAUGCGAGUGAGCAUUCCAUUCAAAAGACGAUUGCGUUCGCGCUCCAAUACGCCCACAAAUGUGCAGACGAUAUAUGGGACUGCGUCAUGACCGAAUGUUUCAAAGCUCCUGGAAACACGCGCAUCAACAUAUUAUUUAUGCUAAACUCGCUGUUUACCGAUGAUUUCCAGACCAAGGCACCACAAGUUGCAGCCUACAAAGCACUAGCGCAAGACGCGCUCCCUGACAUCGCCAAAAUGGUUGUUCCUUCCGACAAUUUGGAUGCAGUGCUGAAUGUGGCAAGCACACGACAAGCACAAGCAGGAGAUAUGAAAGAGGCUGCAAAUAUAUCCCGCUCCGACAUUCUUCGCCGUAUCGAAGAGGAUCGCGAAAGACACAAACGGCUGCGUGAGAAUAGCUGGAAACUACCUCCUAUGACAUUUCUUCAUGCCUUGAAAAUGCAUCAAGGUGAGGAGUCUGUGACUGCGAUGCAGUUGGAAUUCGAUCAAGACUGGGAGACAACGAGCGAUAUGAACGAGGACGACUUGGACUAUUUUCGCGAAGAGACUAUGCGGUGGUGGGGCACCGGCAGCGGUCCCGUAAAGAAUCCAACGAAUGUGUAA